CCGAUCGAAGACGACGAAGAAGACGACGAAGAAGACGACGAAGAAGGUGACGAAGAGAGAACGAUAAAGUGGGCGGUUACGAGGAGUCUACUGAAAGGGAGCUUGUUCCAGUGAAUAGGAGAAGGAAAGAGAAUAAGAGAAGUGAAACUCUGCUAGAACGUGCUGGAAGAAGAACAGAACAGCGGUGGGAGACAACGGUCGUGAGGAGGGUCGAAGCAGAAGGGAGAAGAAGAGGAAGAGAAAGAGGAAGAGAAAGAGGAAGAGGAGGAAGAGGAGAAUACGAGGGCGGCCACGAGGGAAAGGGACUUGAACGCAGAGAAGUUUCCGUCUGUCCGAAGUGGAUGGGGGUGAAAAUGUUCCGAGUGUUGCUGGCAUGUGUCUGGCUGGUUGCCGGCAGCCCGUUACAUCCCUGGCCGCUAAUACCCCAAAGAGCCAGUAUCACCAGAGACUCUUACAUCAGACACUAUAGCCCAGCGUGGUACGAUACUGCGGCGCUGAGGGAACAUCGAGCAAGAAGUCGUCGUGACACUUCGGCUUCCAGUCGACCAAAGGACGCAACGUUGAAUCUACGUCUUCGCGCUCUCGACAGAGAGUUUAAGAUGAGACUUAUAAGAGACACAAGCCUUUUCCACGAAGACACAACUUUCGAAGGAUCGAACGACCGAAAUAUUGCCUUCGAUCCUUCCCACACGUACAGCGGCACGUUGGAGGAUGACGAAAAUUCGUUGGUCCAUGGUAUCGUCACUUCGGAAGGACUUUUCGAUGGUACCAUCUUUACAGCUUCCGAUGAGAUUUACAUCGAGCCAGCUAGCAGAUAUUCCUCGUCUUCGGAUUGUCAUCGAUUGUCUUUUGAAAAUGAUAAUCGUUGUGGAAAUAAAUCCGAUGAUCUACGUCAUCAUCAUACGAUCGCUUAUAGCUCCAGAGAUAUCUCCGUUUUACCAACGCAAUCGUGUGCCAGCGAAGAACUUUUUCAUCGAAACGAUCGAAAUCGAUCGAGGAACAGCAACGAGACGGGAAAGAACGGAUAUAUUCUUGCUGGUGGCACAAUGCGACCGUUUUAUCAGCACGUAAACGAGGGAACGGAUCGUGCGAAGCCAGGAUUCUAUCCGAUGGAUGCUAGGAAGAAGGACCCCAUGGCGAGUUCCCAUAAUCUCGAGCUUCUCGACAAAUUGUACAGAGAGAGAUAUUCACGGAUAUUACGGAAAAGAACGUCAAUCGAUCCAAAGAAGACGACUUGCAUGUUGUAUCUCCAAGCGGAUCACACGUUCUUCGAACAUUACAAAUCGGAAGAAGCUUGCAUCGAAGUGAUGACUCGUCACGUUCAACGUGUGAAUUCCAUUUACAGGCAUACAGAUUUUAAUCAGGAUGGACAACCGGACAAUAUCAGCUUUAUGAUAAAACGCGUGAAGGUUCACGGAGAGGAAGCAUUGCACGAUCCAUCCUAUAGAUUUACGGGUGACUACGGAGUCGAGGAAUUCCUCGAGCUAUUUUCCGAAGAAGAUUACGACGCGUUUUGUCUUUCCUACAUGUUUACCUAUCGUGAUUUCGAAAAGGGUACAUUGGGCUUGGCUUGGACAGGUGAUCUCAAGAACGCAGGUGGAGUUUGCGAGAAAAACGGGCAUUAUAGAGGUAGCAUGAAAUCUCUCAACACUGGCAUAAUCACCCUACUCAACUACGGGAAGCACGUACCACCGACGGUUUCUCACGUUACCCUCGCACACGAGAUCGGCCACAAUUUUGGAUCUCCUCAUGAUCCGGACGAGUGCUCACCAGGCGGCGAGGAUGGGAAUUUCAUAAUGUUCGCAAGGGCUACGAGUGGCGACAAGCGGAACAACAAUCGAUUCAGUCCGUGCAGUCUCGUCUCCAUAAACCCAGUCUUAAAUGCCAAGGCUCGUUCAUCAAAAGGAUGUUUCGCUGAGCCUCAGUCGGCCAUUUGCGGAAACGGCGUGGUGGAGGAGGGUGAGGAGUGCGAUUGUGGAUGGGAGGAGGACUGCAAUGAUCCUUGUUGCCACCCUCAACGGCUCCAUCAUGUCCCUCAUGAGAUACCUUGUCGCCUUGCCGAUGGCGCAGUUUGCAGUCCCAGUCAGGGACCAUGCUGCACGUCGGCUUGUACUUUACGCAGCGGGGACAAGUGCAGGGACGACAACGGAUGCAGGAACGCGAGCUUUUGCGACGGCCGAGGUCCCCAGUGUCCGCCAUCCAUCAACAAACCCAACAAGACCAUAUGCAACGAGGAGUUCGUCUGCUACAUGGGGGAAUGCACCGGCAGCAUUUGCCUGGCUUACGGUUUGGAAUCCUGUCAGUGUAUCGCAGGACCGGAGGAUCCACCGACCAAGAGCUGUGAACUCUGCUGUAAAUUACCAGGAGAGGAUCAACCGUGCUUAUCGUCCUUCACUUGGAAUUCAGCUCCCUACGAUAUACCGGACAUGCUUUCAAAACCUGGCACACCUUGCAACGAUUAUAAUGGUUACUGCGACAUUUUUCAAAAAUGCCGAGAGGUUGAUCCGAGCGGACCUUUAGCUACCUUGAGAAGACUCCUUCUGUCUGAUGCAAGUCUCGCUAACUUUCAACGAUGGAUUAUCGAUCGUUGGUUCACAAUCGCCUUGAUAAUUCUCUUUCUGUUAUCCAUAUUGUGCGUGGUUACGAGGCUACUAAGUAAACGGCGAAUUCCACGUAUCAAAAUUCUUCCAACGUCGCAAGAAACUCGAGAGAUCGCAAGAAGGGAAGAAUUUUUGUCAAAGGAUGAUGCAACAUCAAACGUUACUAGGAUACGAUCGAUGAACAUUUCGCACAUCAAAAAGCGUAUAGUCGAGGCUAUGAAAAGCAUCGUCUCGCCGCGUGGUAAGAGGAACGACGAGGAGUCCUUGCGGGCGAGUACCUGUAUCUCCAGGAUUCUAUGUCUUCUAGAAAAGGAUGCUACUCGAGCGGUCGAUCGUUCGGAAAAGCAGAGCUUGAACGAGAUCGAGGAGGUAGAAGGUAAGAGGAGAAGAAGUAGAAGCGAGAAGAAACGAGAGAAAAGGAGAAAAGAAAUGGAAGAGGAAGAGUUGAAGAAAAAAGAAAAUAGAAGAACACUCGUUGUUCCUCGUGUCGAGUGCCAGGAGAAAGGUAGGAAUCUGGGAAGAUGGCGGAGAAUCUCCUUUCUUCUAUCGGGAAGAACUAUUCCCAGCAACUUGACUAUCUCGGAAGAAAAGAUAACGACAAGCUCGUACAACGUUGAAAGCGGAGUUCGUAAAAAUUCGACGAAUUAUCAGAGCGAACCACUAGUAGUGCCGGACACGCCCGAUACGCCGAUCGAUACAGUCGAAGGAAGAAUGCAAACGUCAGAUUUGACGGUACUCUUAUCGGAAAGUUAGUCGUGGUAUAUAUUUUUCUCUUAUUCGACUUCUUUAUUACGUUAUUGAUGAACUGCGAAGUCGGAUAUAAUUUCAAGAGUUUGUAAAUAUUGUAUAUACUUGUCGAAUCGAUUAGUAUAUGUUCGUGUCGAUCGUAGAACAAAGCAUGUAAAAUUCGAAAUAAGGAUGAUGAUGAUGAUAAUGAUAAUGAUGAUGAUCGAAUAAUCUGGAUAUGAAUGAUUCGUAUUUUAAUCGAGUAUAGAAGCGGACCAAUCGUAGAGGAGGUCGUCCCGAAGUUUAGUAUCGGUGUAUGUAUGCGUGUAGAAGAAUGUAUAAGCAAUCUCGAUCAUUAUUGUAAAAAAAAUAAAUCAUAUGCUACAAAUUCAUAUAA
Molecule: messenger RNA, 3723 nt
Organism: Vespula pensylvanica (western yellowjacket)
Lineage: Eukaryota; Metazoa; Arthropoda; Insecta; Hymenoptera; Vespidae
Product: disintegrin and metalloproteinase domain-containing protein 10-like
Exons: 16
Coding region: 342-3353 (1003 amino acids)
Biological process (GO): membrane protein ectodomain proteolysis; Notch signaling pathway
Cellular component (GO): plasma membrane
Molecular function (GO): metalloendopeptidase activity
Source: RefSeq, a predicted model, not a curated record